Phlebotomus papatasi is the source of this 2412-nucleotide messenger RNA. RefSeq names its product clavesin-2-like. Gene Ontology annotation, cellular component: membrane. Bases 71 to 967 code for a protein of 298 amino acids. The record is from RefSeq and is a predicted model, not a curated record. The transcript is spliced from 2 exons. Gene Ontology annotation, molecular function: phosphatidylinositol bisphosphate binding. Lineage: Eukaryota; Metazoa; Arthropoda; Insecta; Diptera; Psychodidae.
AGUCACAUUUCUGCUUCAAUUGAGUAUAGUUGUGUCUCUUUAUCUCAGUGAAUAAGUUUUUAAAGCUAAUAUGGGUUCCCAAAUAAAAUUUAAAGAGAACGAAAUUCUACGCAAACAGGCUAUAAGUCAACUAAAAGAAUGGAUUUCGAAGCAUCCGAAGAUCAAGGAAUGCAGAACGGAUGAUAAGUUUCUCCUCAGAUUUCUCAGGACUAAAAAGUUUUCCGUUCUGGAAGCCUGUGAACUCCUCGAAAAUUAUCUCACCAUUCGAAAAACUCUUCCGCAACUUUUUGAGACACUUAAUUGUGAACUACCUGAACUGAAAUAUUUUUUCGACAACAAUUGUGUUUUUGUUCUUCCGAAUACGGACAAGGAAGGACGUCCGGUGAUAUUUUAUCAAGUUGGAAAUUUUACUGUGGACAAAUGUAGUGCUGUAAAUUCUUUAAGAAUUUGUAAUUUGACUUUUGAACACUUGACUAUCGAUGAGCAUUCGCAGACUAAUGGGGUUGUUAUGGUGAUUGAUUGUACAAAUCAAAAUCUUGCUUAUACUUCAAUCUGGACUCCUCCGAGGCUUAAAGAUUUUGCCCAGUGUUUGCAAAAAGCCUUUCCAUUGCGCUUCCAAAAAAUCUUUUUUGUAAACAUGCCAUCUUUUGCAAGUGCUCUUUUCCAGAUACUUCUGACAUUCCUCAGCACCAAGCUCAGGAGCCGUAUAAAGAUCGUCAAUAAAUGGGAUGAAGUGUUCCAGGAAUUGGGAUCUGAGAUUUUCCCCAAGGAAAUUGGGGGAAAGUUAACAUCAAAUGAGAUUGUAAAGGAAUUCAAGAUGCGUCUUCUUGAGUCUCGGGAAGAAAUUCUUGCAGUUAGUUCAAUGGAUAUUGAGGUUUCAAAAAACACAGUGAAUUUUGGCAACAGUUACGAUGCUGAUCUCGAUACGGCUAUUGUUGGAAGCUUUCGAAAAAUUGCUGUGGAUUAAUUCUUCGAUUUACGCCAAGAAGUAUGUAAACUUCUUAAAAUAAAAUUAACCGAAACCAAGAUAAAAAGCAAUGCUAAUAAGCAUGGAUUAGGAUAAUUAUAUCUGAUUAAAAAGAAGAGAAUUUGAACUAAUUUAUGAAAUUGUGAAUUUGUUUAAAGAAAAUUAAUCAAAUUUAACAAAAAUUGUACUUCAUUUUGCGGAUAUCAAGCUACAUUUUUUCCCAAUCUCCACCUGAGAGUGUUACAAAUUGAUUUUAGACGACCCUUUUUAAUGCGCAUAAAGAAUGACUGUCUCAAGAAGAACAUUCUUCUAUUUUAAAUUGAAAUUACUCACUGGAAGGUUCCGGAAUCAAUUGAAGGAUUAAGGAAAAUGCAAAAAUUUGCUGCGUAGUCGAAAUCAUUUUUCACCACAAAUCAUUCAUUUGUGAUAAGAAGCACGAGUUACUGAUAAAACCUCAAAGAGCUACAUUUACUUGCUUAGACAGAAUUCACGAGACAUUUUUUGAACAUGACACGAUAAUUUACUUAGCAGUGGCUUCGAUAAUCACUUUUCCUUCAUCACACGUGAUAUGUAUAUUCUUUAGUGUUGAAUAGCGAAGAACACAAGGUGCUGACUUGUGGAAUUAUCAGAUGUACGGGAUUAAGGGGGAUUUGCUUUUAGGAAAUACCAUUAAAAUCACUUUAUCUUCUGUGAAAAUAUUUUCUCUGAUUUUUUUUCCAUGAACGGGAUAAAUUUUAGCAGUAAUUUAAAUUUGAAUACGUGCGUUUAAUGACGUAGGAUUACAAAUAAUUUCAUUUUCCAAUCAUUAGCAUAAUAUUUAACUUGCAAAGAUUACAAAAGUCACUAAACGUUCGUGGAAAAAAAUAUAGCUCAAGAGGUUCUAAAAUUGUACAAAAAUUACGUUCCAAAAUAAAAUCUCUUCCUUAUCGAUUUAGCACGAUAGCAUGAUAAUUAAUCAAAAUAUACAUAACUUGGUUCUUGGGUUAAAAAUACGACGAAGAAGCGGAAAAAAUGGAGCUUUCAGGGGAAAAAAGUUCGUGGGAAAAUUAUCCAUGCGGAUUAUUCAUGAUUUUCAAUGCUGAAUUAAUUGCUGGUGAACGCUGAUUGGGGUGAAAGUUCAAUUUUAACAAUAAAUCCAAGAAAAGCUGUGUGAUUUUUCAUUUAACGCAGAGGGAGAUUUUUUUUUAUCGACGUUGUCCUAGUUAUUGAAAGAUAGGACGGAAAAAAGAAAAGAGCCGAAGGGAAAAAGUCUCCUCAUGAACUUAAUUAAUUAGGGAGUUUUUUUUUGCUCAGCAUAAAAUUAGCACCUUUAGAAGUGAUAAGAUUGUACGGUAGUAUCUUUAAAAAUUUUGUAGAGGGGAGUUGGACAAAAGAGAGAAAAGACAGAAAGGUGGACUAAUAAAUAAUUUUAAUUAAAAUAUCUCAAUAAUACAAUUGUUAAUCUA